Molecule: messenger RNA, 321 nt
Organism: Knipowitschia caucasica
Lineage: Eukaryota; Metazoa; Chordata; Actinopteri; Gobiiformes; Gobiidae
Source: the annotation of a GenBank genome assembly
AUGCUAACCAAAGCCAUGCUAACCAAAGCCAUGCUAACCAAAGCCAUGCUAACCAAAGCCAUGCUAACCAAAGCCAUGCUAACCAAAGCCAUGCUAACCAAAGCCAUGCUAACCAAAGCCAUGCUAACCAAAGCCAUGCUAACCAAAGCCAUGCUAACCAAAGCCAUGCUAACCAAAGCCAUGCUAACCAAAGCCAUGCUAACCAAAGCCAUGCUAACCAAAGCCAUGCUAACCAAAGCCAUGCUAACCAAAGCCAUGCUAACCAAAGCCAUGCUAACCAAAGCCAUGCUAACCAAAGCCAUGCUAACCAAGCCAUGCUAA